AUGGACAUGGUUAUCGUUCCCAUCCUUCUCCUGCUGCUCCUGCCCUUCGUUGGUGCCCAAUGGCUAGUGUGCGGUGACAGCGGCAACUAUACAUCAAACAGCACCUACCAAGCCAACCUCAUGCUCCUCUCGUCUACCCUCCCCAACAAGGCCGUGUCCAACACCAGCGUCUUCGCCACCGCCACCGUGGGCCAUGCUCCGGACAUCAUCUAUGCCCUUACGCUCUGCCACGGGGACAUCACCGACGCCUCUGACUGCGAGAGCUGCGUCGCUGCCGCCUUCAAAGAUGCGCAGCUGAGCUGCCCGUACAAUAAGGAAGUCAGCACGUACUACGAUUACUGCAUGCUCAGGUUCUCCAACCAUAAUUUUCUCCUUGCCAACAGUACCGAAGAUCAGAUGAAGUGGAUCAACCUCCGGAACACCCUGAACUUCACGACAGGUGGCGACUCCAUCACGCACUUGUUGUUCAUGCUUCUGAACAGCACGGCCCAAGCGGCUGCAAACAGCUCCAGGAGGUUCACCACCUCGCGCUUAGGCGUCAACAUCGUCCCAACGGUGUACUGCUUUAUGCAGUGCACGCCCGACCUCACGCCCCACGACUGCGCGGCUUGCUUACAGGUUGUUUUGAAGCAUACGCUCAAGUUCCUAGAUGGAGCGCAAGGUGGUCGAAUUCUCGGGACACGGUGUAGCAUGAGGUACGAGCUAUACCACUUCUACGAAGGGGUCCCCAUGCUUGCAAUUCCGGUGGUCAACGGCACUACGCCAGCGCCCACGCCCGCUACCAGUACCAGGUACCCACAUUCCCAGUCGCAUCCACCAGCUGCGGCGCCUCUCCGGGAGGCGCAGACGGCUGUUCAAGAACAACAGGGUAUGUAA
Molecule: messenger RNA, 876 nt
Organism: Aegilops tauschii subsp. strangulata
Lineage: Eukaryota; Viridiplantae; Streptophyta; Magnoliopsida; Poales; Poaceae
Source: RefSeq, a predicted model, not a curated record